CAGUAUUCUAUGAGGUGUACCAGUAUUCUUAAUCCUAAUCCCAUUAGCAUUCCUAGGGUCACCUUGGAUACUCCCUCCAAGAGAGCUUGAAGAAGUAUCCACUCCAAUGUGAGAAACUUCUGAGUGUCCAUCGGGCUAUUCCUAAUUCUGUAGGCGGUUCCUGAUUUUCGUCUCCUUUUUUAACCCCUUACCCUCCUUUCAACUCCUCUCCCCACAUCGUAAACCCAGCGUGUUAAGGAUUUCGUUACAAUCCUUCACAAACGAACUUCGCGGACGGGUUUUUUUUUUUUAAACAAAUGUCCACCGAUCCAGAUACGUAGGUUCAUCCCUCAAAUUGAUAACCAUUCGUUUUAUUUACACCCUGUACAUACGAAAGUGCGAAUAGACUUUGGAGCCUUGAAACUGCACGUCCAACCGCGACUGUAACACAGAGUCUAUGAAAGGUGAACCUUGGUCUCGUUCGUAAUACCAAUCCGACUACGGCAACCAUGCACUUUUACCGUGUCUUUAACUAACAAUGUUACCCAGUCGAUGCACCGUGUGUUGUUGACACCCUAUAUUACAGUGAUCCUUAGGGGGCCCCACUCUUUGAACCAACCGGACGGGCUCAGGAUUUACUUUCGUUCGAGAAUCAGUCUCAGUUCACGUUUGCCGCUUCAUGUUCACGCACAUGCACUGUCCGACCACUGCGAUCACCCGACGAGGCAAAUGAAUUCUAACGAUCAUUAACGUAGGUGUGGUCAUUAUCGUACAGAAAGACACGGUUAGAGGUUUUGGAGAAAUGUCGAUGUGCGCGGAACGAAGACCGAUCAAUGAUUUAUUCGCUUUCCUGUCGCGAUUCCUCGUCUUGUUCGUGCUCGUUGAGAGUACAACAUUGCCGUCGAACAUGUUACUGGAUCUGAAUAGGCGUACAAAUGUUUCGAUGGAGAAGUACCAUCAAGCCGAACAAGCAAUCCUGAACUCGCAUACACAUUUAACCCGUGGUUCCCCGUCGUGGUUCCUCAGUGCAUCCCACGCGAUGACCGAGGACGCGCAAAAUCUUACGAGGAAAGCCUUGCGAAUGGAAACAAUGGCUGUGAUGUUGGUGGAAGCGUUGAACAUGUCGUCGAAAGAGGCGUCUUCCGUAUUGCCAUCUGUGGCUGCCAUUAACUGUCCCGAGUCGUCCAGCUUUUUGCAAGUAAUGGCCAGCUGCAGAGGGCUCGAUUCCCGCUACAGAACUCACACGGGGAAGUGCAAUAACGGUUUGCAUCCGACUUGGGGCGCAGCUUUGGAGGCUUACGUGAGAUUCCUGCCACCUGAAUACGUAGACGGGGUCUCUAUGCCACGCACGGAUUUACCUAGCGCCAGAGAAGUCUCUUCGAAAGUGCAUUCCGGUGGAUUGGAUCUUAAACAUCCGUAUUUGAUGGCACUCACCGCGCUGUUUGGCCAAUUUCUGAUUCAUGAUCUCGCGCAUACACCUAAGAUGGAACUACCUGACGGAGCGAAAUUGAAAUGUUGCGACGUGGAUUAUGAACACUUCCAUCCAGAAUGCUUUCCGAUCCGUGCCGAUAACACUAUAGGCUGCAUGGAAUAUUCAAGAUCAGCGCCCCACCCAGGAAACUCACUACAGGGAUGCAAAUUGGGUCCUCGGCAGCAGAUCAACCAGGCAUCGUCGUACUUAGACCUUUCCCCGGUUUAUGGGAGUUCCGAAGACAUAGCGAAAGCUCUGCGAUCCGGCAAGGGCGGUUUGCUUAAUACGCAGAGGAAGAACUUGCCCAUGCCUUCGCCGAAGUACGAAAGUUGCAGAAGCGCGAACAAAGCUUUCCCGUGUUUUCUUAGCGGGGACUCGCGAGUAAACGAGAACCCCGGUCUCACUCUAAUGCACGUACUUUUUCUACGGGAGCAUAACCGAGUCGCUGCCGAGCUGGGACAACUGAAUCCUCACUGGGACGACGAGAGACUCUACCAGGAAGCAAGAAGAAUCGUUAUCGCGGAAAUGGAGCAUAUAACUUAUAACGAGUUUCUGCCCGUUGUUCUCGGCGAAACAAGUCUCGACAAGUAUCAGUUACGCUUAGCGCACCGAGGUUACUUCCGAGGCUACGACACCAGAACAGAUGCGACACUUUCAAACGCUGUUGCAUCCGCUGGGCUCUUCUUCAUUGCCGCGUUGACCCCAAAAACCCUCGACCUAGUUGACUCACGAUCGGCGUUAAAGUCUGGAGAAAGGUCCUUACUAUCGGCGUUCUACGCUCCACAGGAGUUUUACGAAGCUGGUGCUAUUGAUCGUCUGAUCUCAGGUGCUACAGCGGGACAUUCUAGGAAGCCUUUACCGCCAGGAUUGAAUGAAAUCCUUUUGGAACGAUACUUCCACGAUGGAAAAAGCAACGACAUUGCUGUGGAUUAUGCCGCACAAGUCAUACAACAAGGAAGGGAUCACGGUUUGUCCCCAUACAUCAGAUGGCGAACAUUCUGCGAUUUGCCAGACAUUAGUAGUUUCGAUGAUCUUAGAGGAUCCAUGGCCAAAGAUACCAUAGAAAGACUUCGAGCAGUUUAUAAGAAUGUGGAAGACAUAGAUCUAGUAACAGGAGCACUUUCAGAAGCACCUGUGUCGGAUUCUGUUCUUGGACCAACAUUUCUUUGUUUAUUAGGACGUACUUUUCGAAAUCUUCGUUUGGGGGACAGAUAUUGGUACGAAAAUGCAAAUAGUCCAGGUUCAUUUCCCUUGAGUCAAUUAGAAGAAAUAAGAAAAGUUACGAUGGCGCAAAUCUUGUGUUACAAUGGUGACAGACUGAACUUGAUGCAACCUAGAGCGUUUCUUCUGAAAGAUCGAUUCUUGAAUGAUGUAACAAAUUGCUCCAUACACAUGAUUGGGUCGCCUAAUUUUUCAUCUUGGAAGGAUAAGAAUGUUUCGUAACUGAUAUAUGUUUUAUGCAGGAUAUACACUUAACUGCAUAACAAUGUAUACUUAACUGUACAUAACAAAUGUUAUUUUUUACUGUUAUCAAUUGAAGACAUAAGAGUUUAUGUUAAAAGAUAUUGUUCCUUACAGUAGAGAAAUUACCAGUAGAGAAAUUACAAUAACCACUGCACUAUUUGUAAUAUGUAUACAACAAUGUAAAAUGUGUGUGCUUGUCUUCUUCAUAAAACGUAAUACAUUUUUUUUAUAUAUAUUUGCAUCGGUCUGUAUAAAUGUUAAAUUACAAUGCUUAUUUAUUAAUGAAUAAGUUAGUUACAUUAAGUGGUAAAUUACCAGUGCGUAGUAUUAAAUGCAAUUUACGGAUUGUUAAUUUAAUAUUAAAUUAUGUAGAACCGUAUAAUAUUUUUUACAGAAGUUAUAUAUAAGAUCGAUUAUCCUGAUAAAAAAAUGUUAGAAUUCAUAUUUGCUUCUCAAAAAUCCAUUGUUCUAUAUGUGCUGAUUGGACAUCUUCUACACAAACAAUAUGUAUGUUUUCGUAUCUACUCUUCUAUGUAACAUUUUUGUAUGUUUAUAGUGCCUGUAAUAAUAACU
Messenger RNA from Hylaeus anthracinus, 3487 nucleotides. RefSeq names its product chorion peroxidase-like. The transcript is spliced from 8 exons. Bases 782 to 2893 code for a protein of 703 amino acids. Gene Ontology annotation, molecular function: heme binding; peroxidase activity. The record is from RefSeq and is a predicted model, not a curated record. NCBI's taxonomy places the organism in Eukaryota, Metazoa, Arthropoda, Insecta, Hymenoptera, Colletidae. Gene Ontology annotation, biological process: response to oxidative stress.